Molecule: messenger RNA, 1026 nt
Organism: Ectocarpus sp. CCAP 1310/34
Lineage: Eukaryota; Phaeophyceae; Ectocarpales; Ectocarpaceae
Source: the annotation of a GenBank genome assembly
AUGCCAGCUACAUGCGUCGACCACGUCAGCGAGGGAGGACACGAACACCACGAGAAACGCAACACGUCAGGCAGCUCACGAGACCCGCUGGCACACCACGCGAGGAGUACAUACACCAAGCUAGCGCUCAUGAGGUUGGCUACAUCCGAGACCUCCACAGCAACCCGGUACUUCUACUUCAAAAAUACCAAGAUUACCGACACUGUGACCUCUGGUCUCGGCUGCCAGCGCGUCCUACAGGCGCUCGACGACAGCCUCUCGGGAGGGAUGAUGAAGAUUGUCGAUGGCACCGAGGGCACGAAACCGACGGCGGCAAUGGAAGCGUGGGAAGCGUGUUUGAGCGAAGGUGCCGUACGUCCCAGCGCGGGGGGCAUCCUGAACGCCAAUACCCUGCGGUAUGCCAACGGCCACUCCGACGGUGACGGCCGCGACGUCUGGAAUGAGCUGAGCGGGCUGGCGCGGUUAAAGGGGGGCGACGUGAAGGCCGCAACCGCGGGUGGGGCAACCCCGCGCGACUGGGCGGUAGGAAGCGGGCAAGGAGACGCUGUAGAAAUUUUUACGAACCCCAUGGCCAAGAGGGACGACCUGAGCGGUGACGGUGAUGUCACAUUGGGAAGGAUCCUGUACUUCGACCACGAGGGCAACCGACGCCCUGACGCCACCCCUGGCGCGGGCCCCGCGAUGGAGCUUGUCCUCCCGUACGAGUUCGUCACUUGUGGGUCUGGACGGUCCAAGGAAGCAGAUUCCGUCACACAGCACCCCACCUACUGGCUGCAGGGAGGGGUUAAGCAGGUUCCGUCAGACUACCUGAUUGAGGCCAUUCGCAGGCAUGUCAUGAUGUACCACCACCGCGCGGCGUCGAGCUUCGCCACUGGGGUCAGUCACACUCCAGCGUCCGACUCGUGCAGACAUCGCGAUGAUCACAAAGCUAGAGGGGGGGGGAGGUUUCGGAAGCACCACUACAGGCUAGCAGUGGCCAAUUCCUCCGGGCCACGGGACGCGUACAUGCUGAACGAGUGCAAGUGA